AUUGGUAACUUUAACAUAUACGAGUAUUAAUCGCAUUCUAGCUUCGAUAUUAUAGUUUCAUUUCAUUGAGAAAACAUCUAACCUAAAAGUAUAAGCUUACAAAGUAUCGAUGAGAUAGGUACUAUUACCUAGUUAUUCUAGUCAGUCGUCUAGUCUGUACAUACAGCUGUGAUUAUUAAUUAUGGAGGUUUUAAAAUGCGUAUUUAUUCAACCUGGAAUUUUGAUUUUGAUCAAUUUUAUUUUUGUGUCUAGGGCUCUUUCCAAAGAAACGGAGUUAUUCGGAUUUUACCCAAACACAACAAUUAGCUCGUUUGAAAUUAAUGAAGAUGAAGAUGAAUUUUUUUUUAGAACGUUUGAAUAUGUAGCCAUUCAUACACUGGCUGUCGUUAAAUCUGUGAUUGGAUUCCAUGAUGAACUAUCCGCUGAAAUUAAGGAAAUCAAAGAUGAAAAAAUUAAAAGAUUGGAAAAUAAAAUCAAACAACUGGAAGAAAACGACGGCCGAUCAGAAGAAGAGAUUUCAAGUAUCGACGAAGAACAGCUAUUCGACUUGGAAAUUUUCAAUACAACAUCAGUAAAAUCCGAUGUCUACGACGAGCAUGAAUUUCGGCGAUCAUAUUACAGCAGGAAAAUGCCAGACGUUUUCAGGUUGAUUAAAUCGAAUCAAAAAUUAAUUGAUAAAAUGCAAAGUGUGAAAAAUGAAAUCGCAGCAGAUCGAUUUGUGUCAAAUUAUAUAAGAACCAAACAAACAUCGAGUGAAUCAAAAUUGGAAACCCUUCGUGAAGUUGUUUUGAAACUUAUGGAAAAACAAGUACCUCCUAAGAAUAUCAGGGAUUACGCAAGGUCGGCAAUCGAUUCGAUAAAUCUCAUUAUAGAACAACAUCGUGAAAGAUUUAAUUCCAUAAUAAAUGAAAUGGAUGAUAAAAUUCAUCUUUUGAACGAACGAAUCCGAGAGUUGGAGGAAAACAAACCAUCCAAAAGUUCUCAACACACCACACAUGAGGAACUCUAAAAAAUUGUGGAAGCUUUCAUUCGUUCCAGAAUUAUAUUUUGUUCGCUGAUAAUUGCGUUUGCUUUGUGUAAUUUGAACGUUCAAAAAAAUAUAUAUCAUUGUCGUUUAUUCACAAUAAACUGAUUUAUUUUA
Planococcus citri (citrus mealybug) is the source of this 1141-nucleotide messenger RNA. RefSeq lists its product as uncharacterized. The transcript has 10 exons. The record is from RefSeq and is a predicted model, not a curated record. The coding region runs from base 182 to 1009 and encodes 275 amino acids. Lineage: Eukaryota; Metazoa; Arthropoda; Insecta; Hemiptera; Pseudococcidae.